This is a messenger RNA of Priapulus caudatus, 1970 nucleotides long. Its product is annotated as guanosine-3',5'-bis(diphosphate) 3'-pyrophosphohydrolase MESH1-like. The annotation marks the transcript as partial. The transcript has 2 exons. Gene Ontology annotation, molecular function: guanosine-3',5'-bis(diphosphate) 3'-diphosphatase activity. Lineage: Eukaryota; Metazoa; Priapulida; Priapulimorpha; Priapulimorphida; Priapulidae. The record is from RefSeq and is a predicted model, not a curated record.
UGGGUUGGUGUCCUGGUAACACACUAGCGGAUAACUGUAUCGGGCACACUUUUUGUGUUUUAGGUGUAGCAUACAUUUUGACGAAUGAAGGAAACGUGACAGACACUGAUGUGAUACAGGCAGCGCUGCUGCACGACACCGUCGAGGACACGGACACGUCGCUCGCCGAGAUCGAGAGCGUCUUCGGCGCGCGCGUCUGCGCCAUCGUCGCCGAGGUCACCGACGACAAGUCGCUGCCGAAGGCCGAGCGAAAGCGCCAGCAGGUGGCGCACGCGGCGCACGCGAGCCGCGGCGCGAAGCUCGUCAAGCUCGCCGACAAGCUGUACAACGUGCGCGACCUAGCGCGCGCGACGCCGGCUGGCUGGGACGCGGCGCGCGUCGCCGAGUACGUGGCGUGGGCCGAGCGCGUCGUGCGAGGUCUGCGGGGCGUCAACGCGCUGAUGGAGCGCGCGCUGGACGAGGCGUUUGCCGCCGCGGGCGUCGAAGUCGCGAAGGGGUCGCCGGGCGAGUGAGCGAGUGAGCGGAGGGGUCGCCAGGUGAGUGAGCGAGGUCGUGGAGGGGUCACCGGGCGAGGGAGCUGCGAGGGGUCACCGGGCGAGGGAGCUGCGAGGGGUCGCCGGGCGAGUGAGCGAGGUUGCAGAGGGGUUGCCAGGCGAGUGAGCGAGGUCGUGGAGGGGUCACCGGGCGAGGGAGUCUUUGUCAUAUAUAUAUAUAUAUAUAUAUAUGUAUAUGUGAUUCUAUUCUUCUCACCGUUUCACCACUGAUCCACCUGCCUUAAAUUAACAGGCAGCUCUAACCUCUCAUUGCUGUUGUAUGAUGUUCUAAAACAUAAUGCUUGGCAACAGAGUCGACGAUUUAGCGUACUCGCUAGAAAAAAAAACGCAUGUAAGCUGGCUGACCUUGUAACGGUAUUCAAGGUGGUCUGGCUCAGAUGGGUAGGGUAGUUCUAGAUUGGAGAAGGUGGGUAGGAUAUGGAUCAAAAUGUGAAUGCUAAACUAUUUGCAUUUAUUGUAUUAUAUAUGAUGUUACUAUUUAUUUGACAUCCAUGUUAUCGUUACAUGCGUAAGAUCGAGCAAUUAUUGUCAAAGUAAUGUUCCUCACGAGAUAAUGUGAAGAUUAUAAUAGACUUUCAAUGCAAUCAUAUUAUGUAUGUAAUGCCAUGUUGUCAAUGAUGCUGAUGUCAUUGCAGCAUAUAUGUGAUAUUUCAUUACUUAAUCGAUAUAUUCCACGUUUCAGCGUUUUAGUCGUGCUAGACUAGGAUUAUUGCGUGAUCUCACCAAUUGCAGUGGCCUUGUAGUGUUGUUGUACUUAAAAGUGUUUUGCUAUGGCUAAUCAUGUGAUACCUAUAUAGUUAUGUCAUAGACAUAUCACUAUAGAAGCUUGAAUAUCAUAGCCUUGUAGUAAAUUCCCUGAUUAAAGUAACACGUUCCACACAUCAUGCCCAUCUGCAAGGCAUUCCUAAUUUUAUUUUUUAUCAUUAAGUUUGCAUAUAUAUUAUCAAAGGUGUGGUGUCCGAGCAUAGAAAUAGAGACACCUAGAGAGUCCACCUAUUAUAGAGAGUCUACCUAUAUUAUUUGUAGGUGUCCGAGCUGUUAGCACUUAUUACUUGUCAUGUGGUGCCACCUACUGGUUAGACGGGUUGCUGGUUGUUUCGACGCAGAAGAAGAUGAAAAUCUUGUUUCGCAGUACUGGCUGCUGUGGAACUGUGCUCGUUUAAUUAAUAUAACGCGGGGUAGAAAUUAAUAUAAGCACAUGAAAAGUUAGUGGCACCAGCUGUUUUCGGAAAGGUGGAGGAUUACUGAUCUAUAUGUAAUCCUAUUAUGUUGUAUAUAAUAUUAUAUAUAGAUCAGAUUUGAGGUCACACCUGACAGAUUUCUAAACCGCGUACAGAAAGAAAGUAAAAUUGAUAUAUGUUACUUUAUAUAUGAAAUCACGGUUAUGUCUUUUACCGAAUAAAAAUAUUGAUUGCA